UCCAGGAAAAGUGACGGAGCUCGCGCACCAUGUAACGGGAAGGGUACAUUUUUGCGUAAAGGGGAAACUUUGUAUGGACAUGAGGAUAUUUGGGGAUAACUCGCCAUUUGUAACAGAAAAGCUGGACUUGUAAGGAAAAAACGUCAUCUUUUAAUCACCAUUUAAACCUACAGGGUGUUUUUAAACCGCUUCUCGCUCUUAAUUAAACAUGAAAUGAGAGUUUGACGGAUGAAAAUGCGCGUGGACCCCACAGCUGUGCACUGAGGAGAGGAGGUGCUCAGAGAAGCCCGCCAAUGCUCACCUUUGGUCGGCACUUCAAAGCAACUUGUUGAAACAUUCAUCCGCGAGCGUCAGUGAGAGGAAAGGUAGCAGCAUGGCUGAGCACGAGAGCCUGGAGUAUGGGAAGGCAGAUUUUGUGCUGUUGGACAACGUGUCUAUGGAGGAGUUCAUGGCGAACCUGAAGCUCAGGUUUGAGAAGGGGAGGAUCUACAGCUACAUCGGAGAGGUGGUGGUGUCUGUCAAUCCUUACCGUGCCAUGAACAUCUACGGCCGCGACACCAUAGAGCAGUACAAGGGCCGCGAGCUGUAUGAGAGGCCGCCCCACCUCUUCGCCAUCGCCGACGCUGCCUACAAAGCCAUGAAGAGGAGGAACAAAGACACUUGUAUUGUCAUCUCAGGGGAAAGUGGAGCAGGAAAGACAGAAGCCAGCAAGUAUAUAAUGCAAUACAUUGCUGCUAUCACCAAUCCCAAUCAGAGGGCUGAGGUGGAGAGGGUGAAAAACAUGCUGCUUAAAUCCAACUGUGUCUUGGAGGCCUUUGGGAACGCCAAGACAAACCGCAAUGACAACUCCAGCCGCUUCGGCAAAUACAUGGACAUCAACUUUGACUUCAAGGGAGAUCCCAUCGGAGGCCACAUCAAUAACUACCUGCUGGAAAAGUCCAGGGUGAUUUUCCAACAGGAAGGAGAGAGGAGCUUUCAUUCAUUCUACCAGCUGCUUAGAGGAGGUCCAGAUUCCCUCUUACGCUCUCUUCACAUCCAGAAGGAUCCGACGGCCUACAACUACAUCAAAGUUGGAGGCCAAAUUAAGUCUUCCAUCAAUGAUGGAGCUGAUUUCAAAGCCGUAGCCGAUGCCAUGAAAGUGAUCGGUUUCACAGGGGAUGAGAUUCAGACCGUUUACAAGAUCGUGGCCACCAUCCUACAUCUGGGCAACAUGACAUUCGGGGUGGACGGUGACGUGACCUUGAUAGAGAACACAAAGCUGGUGUCUGUGAUCAGGGAUCUGCUGUCCACCAAAGAAGAAAAUGUGGAGAAGGCGCUGCUCUACCGCACCGUGGCCACGGGUCGAGACGUCAUCGAAAAGCAGCACACGGCACAAGAGGCCAGCUACGGACGGGACGCUCUCGCCAAGGCCAUGUACGAGCGCCUGUUCUGCUGGAUUGUGGGACGAAUCAAUGACAUCAUCGAGGUGAAGAACUACGAUGCCAGAGUCCACGGGAAGAACACCGUCAUCGGGGUGCUGGACAUCUACGGUUUUGAGAUUUUCCAGAACAACAGCUUUGAACAGUUCUGCAUCAACUACUGUAAUGAAAAGCUGCAGCAGCUGUUCAUCCAACUGGUGCUGAAGCAGGAGCAGGAAGAGUAUCAGCGAGAAGGCAUCCCCUGGAAACAUAUUGAUUACUUCAAUAACCAGAUCAUUGUGGAUUUGGUGGAGCAGCAGCAUAAGGGCAUCUUCUCUGUGCUGGACGAAGCCUGUAUGAACGUGGGCAAAGUCACGGAUGAGGUUUUCCUCCAAGGACUCAAUGGCAAGCUGGCCAAACACGCCCACUACACCAGCCGCAAGCUCUCACCGACCGACAAGAGUUUGGAGUUUGACAGAGACUUUCGCAUCAGGCACUACGCAGGAGAUGUGGUGUACUCAGUGGUGGGUUUUAUUGAUAAGAACAAAGACACUCUGUUCCAAGAUUUCAAGAGACUGCUAUACAACAGUUCUAACCCAGUACUGAAGGGGAUGUGGCCCGAGGGCAAACUGAGCAUCACUGAGGUCACCAAACGACCACUGACAGCUGCAACGCUCUUUAAAAACUCUAUGAUCUCGUUGGUGGAGAACCUGGCCUCCAAGGAACCCUACUAUGUUCGCUGCAUCAAACCCAACGAUGUCAAGUCCCCUCUACUCUUCGAGCAGGAGCGCUGCCGUCACCAGGUGGAGUACCUCGGGCUGCUGGAGAACGUCAGAGUGCGGCGUGCUGGCUUCGCCUACAGACAGACGUACCCUCGCUUUCUACAGAGAUACAAGAUGAUCUCAGAGUUUACAUGGCCAAACCAUGACCUGCCAUCAGAUAAAGACGCAGUGAAGAGGCUCCUGCAGGGGUGUGGAUUCGACCACGACGUGGCUUACGGCAAAACCAAGGUCUUCAUCCGCACGCCACGUACGCUCUUCAGCCUGGAGGAGCAGCGGGCGGAAAUGGUCCAGAGAAUUGUCCUCUUCCUCCAGAAGGUGUGGAGAGGCACCAUUGCCAGAAUGCGAUACCGGCGGAUGAGAGCGGCCCUUGUCAUCCUGCGGGCCUACCGACGCUACAAGGUGAAGUCUUACAUCCGAGAGGUGAACCGGCGCUUCAAAAAUGUCCAGUCCAUGAAGGAUUACGGCCGCCAUGUGAAGUGGCCCACGCCUCCCAAAGUCCUGCGCAAGUUUGAGGAGGCACUCAGGAGCAUCUAUAACAGGUGGUGGGCAUGGACACUGAUCAAAGGCCUCUCUCCAGAAGAAGCCCUGCAGGUGAGGGCCAAGGUAGCCAGCCUGGAGGCCCUGAAGGGCCAUAGGGCCGACCUGGGGCUACAGAGGGCCUGGGAAGGAAACUACCUGAAGCGAGACAGCCCCGAUACGGCUUCAUCAUUCACACUGGUGUCCAGCGAGCUGCAGCGCAAAGACAAAUUCAUGAGAGUUUUGUUUUCCUGCAACGUGCGCAAGAUCAACCGUUUCCACAAGGCAGAGGACCGGGCUGUGCUCAUCACCGACCGCCACCUGUACAAGAUGGACCCCCUGAAGCAGUACAAACCCAUGAAAAGCAUCCCCCUCUAUAACGUGACGGGAGUGAGCGUGUCCCCCGGGAAGGACCAGCUGGUUGUGUUCCACACCAAGGACAGCAGGGAUCUCGUGGUGUGCCUGCAGGGCAUGGUGCCUGCCAAUGAGAGCCGCAUCGGGGAGCUGGUUGGCACCCUACUUAGCCACUUCAAGAGUGAGAAGAGGAAGCUGCAGGUGAACAUCGCGAGUCCCAUCCAGUGCAGCAUGAGCGGGAGAAAGUGCACCAUCAUCGUGGAGCCCAAGAUCAACCAGUCGCAGCCAGACUUUACCAAGAGCCGAUCUGGUUACAUCCUGGCUGUUCCUGGCAACUAAAAACGGUGGAAGGAAAAAAAGCGACAGCUGAUUUCAAAACCAGGCCAUGAUGAUGAUGAUGAUGAUGAUGAUGAUUCACUUUUGUUUUGCAGAGCUGCUGGUAAUGUGAUGAUACAGAUAGCCGCUCUGGAGGAGGAUUGUGGCAACUCAGUCCUCCAUAUGCAAAGCCAUGCCAAAUUUGACCUGUUUUUAGAUUUCUAUGCAACGUUACCAUAAACAGGGAGCGUACACUACGCCUACAUGCACGAUGUCACCAGCUAAACAGGUUUUUAUAAAAUGCACUACAGGAUAAUCCAACAAAGUGGUGUUUUUUUUUUCUUUCUAAAGAUACAAAUUUCAACUAAUUUGCUUUGUGCAAUAUUUACUUUAUUGUAGAUGGAAUAUUGUGGUCGUGGAGGUGAGAGGAGAUUAUGCUGCAACUGUUCUCUGAAAAACUGAUGUUGCGUAAUAGGGAAAAAAAUCCAAAGGCUUUGCAGGAAUUUAUAAUCCGUGCAGCUCCCUGUGUAGGAGCUGGAGAAGUAAAACCCUAAAAAGAUUAAAUAAGAUGAUAUUUAUGUUUGAACACUUUUUGUAAUGUAUAUUCUAAGGAAUAGCAACGUCAGUGACCUUAAUUGAAGUCUUACUACCGACAUGGUAAAUGAAAGGAAAUGCAGCGUCCACUUUGAGUUCACUUAAUGUUUACAGUCACAUAUGAGAACAGCGACAUGUGAUUCAGUGGUUCAGUCAGUGUCUGAGGCACGAGCUCCAAAGUCCUUGUUAGUGUGUCACAGGAUGUGUUGAGCAUAUCCUGAACAUCGCAACCUGCUACAUGCAAAGUGUUAAAGAUCUAUUAAUUUAAGUCCUGCUUCUUAUACUCUCUACUGCAACGUGUGUACUUUUAUAAUACUCUCAUACUGCUUAUAUAUCAAAGGUUAGAAUCAGCACAGUCGCCAGAAGAAAAUUUUGGCAUUGUACAUUCCUGCAAACCAUGAGUACAUUAUGUUUGCAUGUUUCAUGCAUGUCAAGUGAUGUAAUGAAUGAGCUGACCGUCACUGGGAGGUAGAGGGGAUGGUGCAUGGUGAGUCACCUAUAGACAAGAUGUCUGCCAAGCUGCAGAGCACCGUUUAAGACUGACAAACAACAACACUGGUUGUUUUUUGUCAGUCUUUCACAGCAUAUUCGCCAGUGUUUGUGACCCCGAACCUGGGUGUAUUUCACCAACAUUAAACAUCGUUUUUCCAGCAGCAUUUUGGGUGUUUUCACCAACGCAUCAUGGCAUUUCCCACCGGGGUUUGUGGCACCAAACUUGUGUGUUUUUAGCAGCACAUUGCACCGCUUUCCAUUGGCGUUUGUCACACCGAACCUGGACGUUU
Epinephelus moara (kelp grouper) is the source of this 4740-nucleotide messenger RNA. It is a transcript of the gene myo1d, whose product is annotated as myosin 1D. The record is from RefSeq and is a predicted model, not a curated record. Gene Ontology annotation, biological process: vesicle transport along actin filament; actin filament organization. The transcript is spliced from 22 exons. Gene Ontology annotation, molecular function: ATP binding; microfilament motor activity; actin filament binding. Gene Ontology annotation, cellular component: microvillus; cytoplasm; vesicle. NCBI's taxonomy places the organism in Eukaryota, Metazoa, Chordata, Actinopteri, Perciformes, Serranidae. The coding region runs from base 374 to 3388 and encodes 1004 amino acids.